AGCCUGUUUUCGCUGCGUCUGACAAAACGCCGCAUUCCGCUGGUCGCGAUUGGACGAUCAUGAUUCUCAAAGCGUGGCGCUCCCCAUCGGAUGGUGGCGAUCCCCGCGAUGUCCAGACCCUUACUUAUCAGGCACUCGUGAUAUUAAACUCUCACCUUUCCUCUACUCCUCCCAUGUUUUGUCCCAGGUACAUUUCACCCGGUGCAGCCGAGAAAGUCUAAAUUAUGGCUCCCGGGGUCUUACUGCAAUCUUCACCAUCGGAUUCGGAGCUUGAAGCUUCGAUCCCAGACAAAGUUCCUGCUACAUCCCUUGCUCAGCUUACAGAAGAUUGGGACGACACGAUCCGCUUUUAUCUCAAUGGCACAAAGGUCGUGCUCGACUCGUUUGAUCCGGAGAUUACUCUGUUGGAGUACCUGCGAGGUAUUGGCCUGACAGGAACAAAAUUAGGCUGCGCAGAGGGUGGAUGUGGUGCUUGCACGGUAGUUUCACAACUCAAUCCUACCACGAAGAAGCUUUACCAUGCUUCUGUAAACGCCUGUAUUGCGCCGCUGGUUAGCAUUGAUGGAAAGCACGUUAUCACUGUGGAAGGUAUUGGUAACGUCAAGAAUCCUCAUGCUGUUCAGCAGCGGUUGGCUAUCGGGAACGGAAGUCAGUGUGGCUUCUGUACUCCGGGUAUUGUAAUGAGCCUUUAUGCUCUCCUCAGAAACGACCCUCAACCCUCCGAACAUGCGGUAGAAGAGGCUUUUGAUGGAAACUUAUGUCGCUGUACUGGAUAUCGGCCGAUUUUGGACGCUGCACAGAGUUUUACAAGCCCUACAGGAUGUGGGAAAGCGCGUGCGAAUGGGGGCAGCGGAUGCUGCAUGGAGAAAGAAGACGGCGCGGGCGGAUGCUGCAAGGAAUCGUCGACCGAUGGCGCUGAUGAGGUCACACACAAGUUUGCGUCGCCCGAUUUCAUCGAAUACAAACCCGAUACCGAGUUGAUAUUUCCUCCGCCUUUGUGGAAACAGGAAUUGCGUCCCUUGGCUUUUGGUAACAAGCGGAAGAAGUGGUACAGGCCUGUUACCGUGCAGCAGCUCCUGGAGAUCAAGAGCAUUCAUCCCGACGCGAAGUUAAUCGGUGGGAGCACCGAGACACAGAUUGAGAUCAAAUUCAAGCAAAUGCGUUAUGGCGCGUCUGUUUACCUUGGAGAUCUGGCUGAACUCCGACAGUUCUCUUUCCACGAUGACCAUCUAGAGAUUGGUGCCAAUAUUUCGCUGACCGACCUUGAGUCUGUUUGCGACCAAGCCGUCGAGCGAUACGGUCCGAUACGUGGUCAACCGUUCGUCGCCAUCAAAAAGCAGCUACGCUACUUCGCCGGCAGGCAAAUUAGGAACGUCGCCUCACCAGCUGGUAAUCUGGCAACCGCGUCCCCAAUUUCCGAUCUCAACCCUGUAUUUGUGGCUACCAAUACCACACUUGUUGCCAGGUCGCUGGACAAGGAGACUGAGAUUCCCAUGGUCGAGUUCUUCAAGGGCUACCGCUCAACAGCCCUUCCGGCAGAUGCUAUCAUUGCGAGCCUCCGGAUUCCCGUUGCAGCGGAAAGUGGAGAAUACUUGCGAGCAUACAAACAAUCAAAGAGAAAGGAUGAUGACAUCGCGAUUGUAAACGCUGCCUUGCGCGUCUCUCUCUCCCCCUCGAACGAUGUUACGAGCGUGAACCUUGUCUUUGGUGGUCUGGCGCCCAUGACAGUAUCUGCCCGGAAUGCCGAACAGUUUUUGAAUGGGAAGGAGUUUACCGACCCGGCAACUCUUGAGGGCACAAUGGGAGCCUUGGAGCAGGACUUCGAUCUGAAGUUUGGUGUUCCAGGUGGAAUGGCAACUUAUCGCAAGUCCCUUGCGUUGGGCUUUUUUUACCGAUACUACCACGACGUCUUGGCCCAGCUUGAAGUCAAGAGUACCGACAUUGAUGAAAGCGUGAUCGCCGAAAUCGAACGAGCUAUCUCCACCGGCGAGAAGGAUCAAGAAGUUUCAGCAGCUUAUCAGCAAAGAGUCCUGGGCCGAGCAGGUCCUCACGUAUCAGCGCUCAAACAAGCUACUGGUGAAGCUCAGUACACGGAUGAUAUCCCUGUGCAAAAGAACGAACUAUACGGGUGUAUGGUCCUGUCGACAAAGGCACAUGCCAAGUUGUUGAGCGUUGACACGGAAGCCGCCCUGGAGGUUUCUGGAGUUGUUGAGUACGUGAAUCACAAAGAUCUCCCGUCUCCUAGGGCAAACUGGUGGGGCGCGCCCAAUUGCGACGAAGUCUUCUUUGCAGUCGACGAAGUUACCACGGCUGGACAGCCGAUUGGUAUGAUUCUGGCGACUUCGGCCAAGGCUGCUGAGGAGGGUGCUAGGGCCGUGAAGGUCGAAUAUGAAGACUUGCCUGUUAUUCUUACGAUUGAAGAGGCCAUUGAACAGGAAUCGUUCUUUGAGCAUUUCCGCUACAUCAGAAAUGGAGAUACUGAGAGCGCGUUCAAGGAAGCCGACCACGUCUUCGAAGGUGUGUCACGAAUGGGUGGUCAAGAGCAUUUCUACUUGGAAACGCAGGCUUGUGUGGCUAUACCUAAGCCUGAAGAUGGUGAGAUGGAAAUCUGGAGCAGUACACAAAACCCUACAGAAACACAAUCAUAUGUCGCACAGGUUACCGGCGUGGCAGCCAACAAGAUUGUCUCAAGGGUCAAACGCCUUGGUGGUGGCUUCGGUGGAAAGGAGACCCGCUCUGUCCAGCUAGCCGGCAUUUGCGCUACUGCUGCGGCGAAGACAAGACGGCCAGUGAGAUGCAUGCUCAAUCGUGAUGAGGAUAUUGCGACUUCAGGGCAGCGUCAUCCGUUCUACUGCCGGUGGAAGGUCGGUGUCUCUAAGGAGGGCAAGCUCCUUGCACUCGAUGCGGACGUAUAUGCGAACGGCGGCCACACCCAAGAUCUUUCUGGUGCUGUUGUAGAGCGCAGUCUGUCGCACAUUGACAAUGUGUACAGUAUCCCGAAUAUGUACGUCCGCGGCCGCAUCUGCAAGACGAACACCGUCUCAAACACUGCCUUCCGUGGCUUCGGUGGCCCUCAGGGUUUAUUCUUUGCCGAAAGUAUCAUCUCCGAAGUCGCCGAUCAUCUCGACAUGCAGGCAGAGGAGCUGCGGAUACUAAACAUGUACGAACCCGGCGACAAGACGCAUUUCAACCAAGAACUCAAGGACUGGCACGUACCAUUGAUGUUUGAUCAAGUCCUGGAGGAAAGCUCUUAUCUAGAGCGCCGGAAGGCCGUAGAGGAAUACAACCGAACACACAAGUGGUCAAAGCGCGGGAUGGCCAUUGUCCCAACUAAAUUCGGUAUCUCCUUUACGGCUUUGUUUCUCAACCAGGCCGGUGCCCUAGUCCACAUCUACCACGAUGGCAGUAUCCUUGUUGCCCAUGGUGGAGUCGAAAUGGGACAGGGCCUGCACACGAAGAUGACCAUGAUUGCAGCCGAGGCACUUGGCGUACCACAGUCCGACGUCUUCAUCUCCGAAACGGCCACCAACACCGUUGCCAACACCUCAUCAACCGCUGCCUCAGCCAGUUCCGACCUGAACGGCUACGCUAUUUUCAAUGCCUGCGAGCAACUCAACGAGCGUCUUCGCCCUUAUCGCGAAAAGAUGCCCAACGCCACUAUGAAAGAGCUUGCCCACGCAGCGUACUUUGACCGUGUGAACCUCUCCGCACAGGGCUACUACCGCACCCCCGACAUCGGUUACGUAUGGGGCGAAAACAAGGGCCAGAUGUUCUUCUACUUCACCCAGGGAGUUACAGCCGCCGAGGUCGAAAUUGACACACUCACCGGCGACUGGACGCCCCUUCGCGCCGACAUCAAGAUGGACGUCGGUCGUACAAUCAACCCAUCCAUCGAUUAUGGUCAGAUUGAGGGCGCCUACGUCCAGGGCCAGGGUCUCUUCACAACAGAGGAAAGUCUCUGGCACCGCGGCUCUGGCCAAAUCUUCACCAAGGGACCGGGUAACUACAAGAUCCCUGGUUUCCGUGAUAUCCCCCAAAUCUUCAACGUUAGUCUCUUGAAGGACGUGGAGUGGGAGAAUCUGCGCACGAUCCAACGGUCUCGCGGUGUGGGAGAGCCGCCUCUAUUCAUGGGUAGUGCGGCAUUCUUUGCUAUUCGCGAUGCACUCAAGGCCGCGAGGAAAGAAUGGGGUGUUACAGAUGUUUUACGGCUGGAGAGUCCUGCCACACCUGAGAGAAUCAGAGUUAGCUGUGCAGAUCCGAUUAUUGAGCGGGUUCGUGUUGUGCCCAAGGAGGGAGAGAAGAGUUUCUUUGUUGCGAUUUGA
Molecule: messenger RNA, 4322 nt
Organism: Aspergillus calidoustus
Lineage: Eukaryota; Fungi; Ascomycota; Eurotiomycetes; Eurotiales; Aspergillaceae
Source: the annotation of a GenBank genome assembly